GUUCGCUUUGAGCGUCGAGGGAGGGUUUGCUCGUCGUUGCAAUCAGUUGUAGUAGCUCCGUUGGUGCAGGUUUCGUCAUGGGCCGAUCGCGAGGAGUGCAUAGUACACAAGACGACGACACGGCCUGGUUUGGUCACAGUUUCGUUUCAGGUCUAAGCGGAGGCGUGUGGCGGUUGGAGGAGAUGUUCCUGAGCCUUCAGCAGCAGAGGGGCUUGUUUCUGGACUGCAGGUGCGGGAGAAGCAAAAAAAGCUCUCUAUCACUGCAAUUACUGCAUUAAAGACAUUUCAGGAACCAUUCGAAUUAAGUGCAAUAAGUGCCCUGAUUUCGAUCUUUGCGUAGAGUGCUUCUCUGUUGGUGUGGAAAUCACACCUCACAAAUCCAAUCAUUCCUAUCGAGUCAUUGAUAAUCUAUCGUUUCCCCUCAUCCACCCUGAAUGGAACGCCGAUGAAGAAAUUUUGCUUUUGGAGGGAGUUGAGAUGUACGGGCUUGGAAAUUGGGGGGAAGCUUCAGAGCACGUGGGAACAAAGACUAAGACUCAGUGUUUUGGUCAUUAUAUGACAACGUACAUGAAUUCCAUCUGUUCUCCGUUACCCGAUAUGUCCCACGUUAUAGGGAAAUCAAAGGCAGAUCUCUUAGCCAUGGCUCGCUCACAUCAAGAAGGCAAGAAAGAUGGUGGUGUGCUACGAUUAGUUAAACAGGAGCCUCCCAAUUCUCCGUCAAGAAUCAAGAUGGAAGACGGUUUCGAAGGUAGAUCCCCGUCCAGCAUGUCAACAGGGACUUUAGAUAUCAAGCCACUGCUUUCAACUCCUGGAAGUGAGGGAGAUGAUGGGGAUGGUAGAGCUGGUGGAAGUCAAGCUAUUGAUUCAAGCGGUCCUUCUGGUGGACCAGGUUCAAAGUGUCAAAAGACAGCAGGAGGUACACAAGGUGUGGUUCAUGUCAAAGAAUCACCAGAUAACACUGCAGCUGGUGCAGCAGCAGAAGAUGGAGCUCAAAGUAAUCGUACUCUUGGUGGCAAGAAGCCUAAACCUCUAGCUGAGGAUAAUAAGGGAGGCAUUACUAGUACGGAUCAGACGGGGUAUCAUGCUAAACGGCAAGAGUUUGAGCCAGAGUACGACAAUGAAGCCGAACAUCAACUGGCCGAUAUGGAGUUUAAGGAUAAUGACCAUGAAACUGAUCGGGAGUUGAAACUUCGGAUGUUACAUAUUUAUAUCUCACGACUUGACGAACGGAAACGUAGGAAGAACUUCAUACUAGAAAGAGGUCUCUUGAACAUCAAGCGACAGCAGGUCCUAGAUAGGAAGCGGAGUAAAGAAGAAAGAGAAUUAUACAAUCGCAGCCGAGUCUUCAUGCGCUACCAUUCAGCGGAAGAACAUGAAGCAUUGCUUAACGGUCUGAUUUCUGAGCGAAAACUUCGCCAACGCAUUGAGGAACUGCAGGUGUUGUACCACGCAUAUCUUUACGUUCUAUACACUAAGGAGUACAGAAUGGCUUUGGGUCAGACCUUAGCAGAGACGCAGAUACAUGGCUCUGAAAUGAAGAAAGAGACAGAGUUGAAUCUAAGAAAUGCUAGAGAAAGCACGUCUUACUUGUAUAAUGGCAAAUUUUCAACGCAUCGAGUUAAUCGGUACUUGAGUAGGGAGAAGGAAGGGGAAGCUGCAUUUCCUGGCAGUACGCGCGAGGUCCCGAAAGGACGAGUAGGUCCCCAUCUUCUGCCAAUUGGGAGCAGUCUCCUAGCAGGUUCUGGUGGAAAGAGCUCGAAAAGAACUUCAGCAUCUUUUGAACUUGGAGGCUUUCCUGGUGUGGACUUACUCUCUCACACUGAGCAAGAUCUAUGUGUACAGCACAGGCUCAUACCUGCUCAUUACUUAAGGAUGAAGGAACAUCUCAUGCUGGAGAGCUUGAAGUCGGGGCAAGUUCGAAGGUCCGAUGCACAUCAAAUGUUUAAAGUGGAUCCCGUGAAGACUGAUCGUGUUUAUGAACUGCUCCUUUCAAAAGGUUGGAUACAAGGAGAUGGACCUACUGCGUCAGCUUCGGAUAGGUGAAGUACUAUGCAAAUGUGGCCUCCUCAGGUGCACCCAAGGACAUCGUUUGAGAACAUUUGCACUACAGAAACGGGGUUUGCACGGUCCCUGGCCAGAAACAUAGAUAAUAAUCUGUAUAGGCAGAAAGGCAAAUUGGGAGCUCUCAGGUGGCUUCUCAGUUUCUGCUGCAAUUUGUCCACAAUCUUAAGUCGUGCUGCCCAGAGUGAAGUGUAGAGGUCUUUCAUGCACAUAGAAUGUAAUCUAUUGGUAUGAAGGGACUCUCAGAUCACAGAUUAUUUUCUCGCUUAGAUACAUUCAUUACACGUUGGAUAAUCAUGUUCUUGCUCCACCCCUCUCUAAGCCCAACUUUUUGACAAGUGUCUUUUUCAAUUGGUUAACUGAAGAGAUUGAUAAAGUGUUCCAAAAAGAACUUUGAUAAUGAUUGAGAACUUGAUAAGCAAUUACUUGCUAUUUUUUUUGAA
This is a messenger RNA of Physcomitrium patens, 2504 nucleotides long. NCBI's taxonomy places the organism in Eukaryota, Viridiplantae, Streptophyta, Bryopsida, Funariales, Funariaceae. The record is from RefSeq and is a predicted model, not a curated record.